Messenger RNA from Fraxinus pennsylvanica, 1719 nucleotides. The record is from the annotation of a GenBank genome assembly. Lineage: Eukaryota; Viridiplantae; Streptophyta; Magnoliopsida; Lamiales; Oleaceae.
AUGGCACAGAAGCAGAUAAAUAUUCUGAAAAAUAUUCGGGGAAAGAAGUGUUUGGUGAUUGAUCCGAAGCUUAGUGGAUCGCUCUCACUCAUUGUCCAAAGUUCACAACUGAAGGAACAUGGGGCUGAAUUGCGGCAUCUCACAACUGAGCCAGUCGAGACUGACUGCACCAAAAUGGUGUACCUCGUUCGAGCUCAGCUCAACUUGAUGAAAUUCAUUUGCUCACAAAUUCACAACGAUACGUUAAAAGGGCUUCAAAAAGAGUAUUUUCUAUAUUUUGUUCCUCGACGUGCAGUUGCAUGUGAGAAGAUACUCGAGGAUGAAAAAGUUCACGAGAUGUUGAUUAUUGGGGAGUAUCCGUUGUAUUUGAUUCCACUGGACGAGGAUGUAUUAUCAUUUGAACUCGACCUUGCUCAUAAAGAAUGCGUGGUCAAUGGAGACACAACCUCUCUGUGGCAUAUAGCAAAAUCCAUUCACAAGCUUGAGUUUUCUUUCGGGACGAUACCAAAUGUGAGGGCCAAAGGAAAAGCAUCUACACGCGUUGCUGACAUUUUAAACCGAAUGCAAGCUGAAGAACCUGUUACUUCAGAUAUGGGAAUUCCAGAAAUAAAUACACUUAUCCUACUCGAUAGAGAGGUGGACAUGGUUACUCCCAUGUGUUCUCAGUUAACAUAUGAGGGACUACUAGAUGAGUUUCUUGGCGUCAACAAUGGUGCUGUGGAGCUAGAUUCUUCCAUUAUGGGCGUUCAACAAGAAGGGAAAAAGUUAAAGGUUCCCCUCAAUUCUAGUGACAAACUGUUCAAAGAAAUAAGGGAUAUGAAUUUUGAAGUUGUUGUCCAGGUUCUACGUCAAAAAGCAACAUCCAUGAAGCAGGACUACACAGAGAUUUCAACCACUACUCAGUCUGUCUCUGAAUUGAAGGACUUUGUAAAGAAGCUUAACUCAUUGCCAGAAAUGACUAGGCACAUAAAUCUGGCGCAGCAUUUGUCUACAUUUACAUCAAAACCAUCAUUUCUUGGACGCCUUGAUAUGGAACAAACACUCGUGGAGGCCCAGAGCUAUGAUGUAUGCUUUGAGUACAUCGAAGAAAUGAUUCAUAAGCAGGAACCUCUUAUUAAUGUCUUACGUCUUCUGGUCUUGUUUUCAAUAACAAAUUCGGGGUUGCCAAAAAAGAAUUUUGACUAUUUGAGGAGAGAGCUUCUUCACAGCUAUGGUUUUGAGCAUAUUGCUACCUUGAAUAACUUGGAAAAAGCUGGGUUGUUCAGAAAACAGGACUCAAAGAGCAAUUGGCUGACAGUCAAACGUGCUUUGCAACUUGUAGUUGAGGACACAGACACCACUAAUCCAAAUGAUAUUUCCUAUGUGUUCUCUGGAUACGCACCUCUCAGCAUUCGCCUUGUUCAGCAUGCUAUACGAUCUGGAUGGCGCCCAAUUGAAGAAAUUUUGAAGCUGCUGCCUGGGCCUCACUCGGAAACCAAGAAAAGUGGAUUCGCUAGCAGUCCGUCAUUUGACACAAUACCAGGAUCUCUGAACAAUUUAGAGAAAGUUGCAGAUGGGAGGAGAUCUUUAGUCCUUGUAGUUUUCAUUGGUGGGGUAACAUUUGCAGAGAUCUCCGCACUUCGUUUCCUGAGUUCCCAGGAAGGAAUGGCGUAUGACAUUAUUGUAGGAACAACAAAAAUUGUCAACGGCCAUACCUUGAUUGAAACCUUCGUGGAGUAA